AUGCCAGGCACAGCUAUGAGUGUCUAUUCAAGAUACGCGUCACGAGAGCAUGAUAAAGAAUAUUUCAAACAAUUAAAUAAACAAAAGAACUCCAAUGAUGUUCAGGACAUUACAAUCAAUCAAUUGAAUGGUACUUUUGACAAUUAUCAACCAGGGAAGGACAAAAGUAAAAGCAAAAACAAAGCCGUAUGUACGAAGAGUGUUGAUCAAUGGCUAUCCAUAUUUCCCGGUGCUACCUUCUUCACUGCCUAUGAUGACAUCUUAUUUGAACAAAUUAUAACAAUUGUAUAUCGAAACACUGAAACUGAGAAAAUAUGUACUGCUUCAUUGACAAAAUUUGGAUUGUCUAUCUAUGAGAAUAUGAUUCUUGAUUUUAGUUCACGAUUUUGGCCAAGUUGUGAAAAUUUAUUACCUAAAUACAAAAAAUCCAAUGUUAAACGAGCUCUUGCUAUAAGCAAUUUGAAAAAUUCCAGUAAGUUAUUAAAUCAUGCUGGUGAAAUCCCUCAAUUACCUAGAUGGGAUGAAAUUAAUGCUGGUACUUUAGCUAACACCAUGUCACUAAUGAAACACAAGACUCCAGAAGAAAUAGGUCAAGAAUUAUUAAAUAUUGGAUUACUUCAAGAUCACCAAAUGACUUCGACCAUAAUGGACGUUCUUUAUGACAACACAUCAUCUACAGCUACUACAGAGACAAUUACCCAGAAUAAUAAGUUGGUCAAUUUAUUAGGUGAACAAUUAGAUCAGGUAUUUGAUCCAUUGUUAGAAUAUUCUCCAGAAUCAUUGAUUGUUUCCUAUACUCCCCCUGCUACUUCUCAGGAAACAACGAUUCCAAGUGACACCUUAAUUAUACAAUCAAUUAUAGAUGAAUUAAUCCAAGUCCAGGCCAAUUAUACUAUCGCCUUAGUAAACAUAUUACAAGAUUUCAUAAUUCCGUUAAGAAUAGCAGUGCUUGAUUCUGAACAUGGAUUAACAAGAAUAAACCAAUUUUUCCCACCUACAAUUGACGAAAUUACAAGAAUAAACUGUAUUUUACAUAAUUCGUUAGCGAAAGCAAACAAGGUUAGUUAUGUGGAAGUAAUUAAAGCACUUGGGAUCAUAAUUCCAUAUUUCUAUAAGGCAUUUAUACGUCAUGAAGCUAACCUAAAGAACUUUGGCAAAAAGUUAAACAAGUUUUAUGAAAAGAAUAGACUAACUAUAUUUGAAAAUCAAAAGAUUAAUAAAGGUAGGUAUAACGUUAGAACCAUGAAUUCAGUGAUCACGGGGUCCUUAUUAGAAUUACCAAAAUUGAAAUUAAUUCUCACAAGAUUAGUUGCAACAAUUGAAUCUGAACGUGUUGGUCUUGGUGUAGGAGAAGAAUCAAUUCUGUCUGAAAAUGAAAUCAUAAUGCCAUAUUUCCAGUCUAGUAUCGAGGUUAUAGAUGCCUUUGGAGGGGCAACCGAAGAAGAUCACGCAAUUGAUAUCAAACAAAGAGUGUUUACGCCAACAGGUAAGAUCUUAACUGAAUUAGCCACAAAUUGGCCGGCAGAAUUACAAUAUGGGUGGUUAGCUAGAAAAGUGGUUGGAAUAUAUGAGUUACAAAAUUGUAAACCUAGUGCAGAUUCAUUGUUCAAUAUUGAUGUUAUGAUUAUCUUUUCUGAUCAUUUGUUAAUUAUUACCAUCACUGAUCCAAACUAUUAUUUACACAAGGAUGAUAAAAAUGAUGUGAAGCGUCUUAGUGUCAGCGAUGUCUUGAUGCAUUCGUUAAUUAAUGAAAAGCCCUUACCAAGCUUAAAGUCCAUUCCAACUAUGGAAGUUACCUGUUGGUCCGAGAUUAAUGAUGUGGUAAUUACUUCAUAUAUCGGUUUGAAUGAUGCUGAUUGUAUUCAAGUUAUAAAUACUUCGCUUAAUGGGUUUAAGUCUUUAAAUAACCACAGCACAAAAUUCACCAGAAACUAUUUGAUUCUCAAUGAAAACAAUAUUCAACAUCAUUCUCACAAUAUAAUUAAGCUGUUAAAUAAGGCAAAGAUCCUUCAUAAAAGUUCUCCAUUCCAUUUUUUCAAAUCAAGAAGUGAUGAAUUGACUAUAUUCCACACAGCUCAUGAUAUAAGUGUUUAUGAGAAAGAAGUUUCCAAGUCACCAUUUAUGUUGUGUUUAAAUAUGCCAAUGGAAUGUCCUGAUGUUUAUUUCCAACAAAAUCCGAAUCUAUUCUUGAUCUUACAGGCUUCUUUCACAUUUGAUCAAAGAUUACAUAUCACAGGAUAUGGUCCUAACCACCAAAAGCGAAUCAAUGAAGUCAUCAAUUGUGAUGACUUUUCACAAUAUUUAAAAACAACCCUUGUUUUCACUACUCAAAGUAUUUUCAAGACCUAUAACAGAAUAACCCGUUCUUUGAUCGGUGGAAACAGUCAUGAUUUGUUAUAUGUUGCUAAUGAAUUCGUGAACCGAGAUGAAAAGAAAUUGUUAGAACGUGCUAAGGAUCAAGCAAGAUUAAGGGGUCCAGUUAAACUGCUUUCAGAUUUAUUUUCCGUGCCUGAAGUAUAUAUGAAUAAACUUACUUCCAAAGUGGAAUUGAAGCAUUCAAUGAGACCAGAUGUUAAUACUCAUACAGAUACACUAAAACGAGAAACCGGGAAGCCGGAUAACAAAAAGAAGAAUAAACGAAAAUCUUUUCUGCUGAAGCUUUUGAAACCUUUCCAUAAGAAACAUGCAGAAGAAGACAAACCACCAGUUGUCCAGGAAAUAAAACAGGUACCAACUCCUAUCCAUAAAGAGAACAACUACGGGCAAACUACAAUUCCUAAAGAAAGAACCAUUCCAAACACAUUCAUACCUAAAGGAACCAAAACUGAAUUCACCAACACCCUAAAUCCAAAACCUAAGUUGAAGCCUCGUGCAGACUCCUUGAGUUCUCAGAUUCAAGAGAGCAAGACCAUGUCUAGACUGAGCACAGUUAGACAUACACCUCCGCUUUCAAUUACAGCUGAACCAGUAAGACGUUUUAGUAAACUCGACGCCGAACAAACUCCUUCCCCUAAUACAGUGGACAUGUCAUUCCGCCACAUUGAUAUUCAAUCAAAUGUUGAAUCUGCUGAAGCUAUGGCAGUUACCCCAGUUUGUGGUGGUGUUGAGCUUGUGGAAGUGAAGUCUAAGGAAGCUGCUACUUUAUCGGAUGGAUCUGCUUUGACUAAAGGUGAAAAUCCAACCAUGAAGAGAAUUCCCAGUGUCGAGAGUCAAAGAGCUGGUCUUCUUUCCAGUCAUAAUGUCUUUGCUAAAUUGGAUAGGGAUCAAAUACCACUUGAUGAAUUUUAUGAGGAUGGGAAAUCAAAUUGGGUUGUUGUUAGUUUGAGUAGGGAUAAUUCUACCUUGUCUGAUGAUAUUAAAUUGGUUAAUAAAUCCGAAGAAGCGAAUCAAACCACCCUGUCUGAGAGAACUCUUGACCCAGUUCAAGAAGAUACAGAAGAAGAUUUCUUUGCUGAUCUGGAUAUCGAUAAAUUGAAACAGAGAAUUGCGGCUUCCAAGAAAGACGUUUACAACAAGCAAAAUCCAUCAUAUUCCCUGAUUUUUUCAAACAAUGGUUCCAAGAAUGUCUCUAGAAGGACCCUGUCAUAUACUCCUCCAGUUAUCGCUUCUGGUAGACAAAAUUCGAGAAUACCACGUGAAUUGUCAGUUCAAUCAGUAACUCCAUCAGAAUACGCUAACGAAUUAGGUCAAUUGAUGGAUGAAGAAUUUUCCAAUCACCGUACAACUUACCAAAUACCAGAAGAACCAAUUUCUUUCCAACCUUUCCAUAGGAAUAAUAGUGUGGUGACAUAUAAUACUAGUACGGAUAGUCAAGAAGAGUUUUAUUCUCCAGAUGAAUAUUCCCGCGAGGAUAUGUUAAGGGCAUUGAAGCUUAAUAAUAAUAGUUAUAGUAGUGGUAGAUCUAGUGAUGCUACUAUUACAGAAAAUCAGGUUGAGGUGAAAACUAAGCCGAUCAAUGCAGAUAUGAGAGAUGAAUCAAUUGCUCAAUUAUCAGCAAUUUUACAACGCGAGAUUAAUUUUGGAGAUUUUGAAUUAUUAGUCUAA
This is a messenger RNA of Hemisphaericaspora subhashii, 4044 nucleotides long. RefSeq lists its product as uncharacterized. The coding region runs from base 1 to 4044 and encodes 1347 amino acids. The record is from RefSeq and is a predicted model, not a curated record. NCBI's taxonomy places the organism in Eukaryota, Fungi, Ascomycota, Pichiomycetes, Serinales, Debaryomycetaceae. Gene Ontology annotation, molecular function: guanyl-nucleotide exchange factor activity. The transcript has a single exon.